Molecule: messenger RNA, 1915 nt
Organism: Erinaceus europaeus (western European hedgehog)
Lineage: Eukaryota; Metazoa; Chordata; Mammalia; Eulipotyphla; Erinaceidae
Gene: TMEM79
Product: transmembrane protein 79
Exons: 4
Coding region: 411-1598 (395 amino acids)
Biological process (GO): regulated exocytosis
Cellular component (GO): trans-Golgi network membrane; lysosomal membrane
Source: RefSeq, a predicted model, not a curated record
AGGACACAUGGGAAACAACCAGGACUGGUAAAAGUCAGCAUGGACUGACCCUGGCCUCUGGGAGACGGGUGAGGUGGACUGGUGAGGUGUUCGGAAUCUGACCAAGUACCCAGAUUGGAGACAUAAGGACAGGUUUCCCUGCAGCUGCCAGCUCCUUGGGACAGAGAUGUUGGGAAACCGGUGGCGUUUUUUUUACCAGAAGAGUUUCAAGCAGAGAUCUGAGGGGAGGAGAGGUGGGGGAGAGGUUCAACUUCUGUGUCCACCAGAAAACUCUGGGUUGGGAAGGAGACCUUGGCACCAUUCGAGACACCUCCUCCUCCCACUGCUGUGUUAGGGUGGCCAUGACCCCAGAGAUUUUGGUGGAGGGUGACAUGACCGUGUACUAGCUUCCCUAGACCUGAGACCCCAGGAUGACAGAACCUGAAACCUUGGCCCUACUGGAGGUGAAGGGGCCUGAGCCUCCAGAGAAGAGUCCCCCUCAGGCCUUGGUCCCCAAUGGCCGGCAGCCAGAACAGCCUGAAGGGGAAGGAGAGGCCGAAGCUCCUGGAGCCAAAUCCCCCAAAGUGGGGUCCUCAUCCGGGUCCCCCACAGCCGGCGAGGGAACUGAGGACGGCCUGGACAGCACAGUGAGCGAGGCCGCCACCUUGCCCUGGGGGACUGCCCCGCAGCCCAGUGCUCCGUUCCUGUCCCCCGACCCUCCUGGCUGGCGGGACAUCGAGCCCCUGGAAGCAGAGGAGGCAGCCACCAAGCUCGGGGCGCUGUCCGACGACGAUGCCAACCUGCUGCCCGAGAAGGCGGCCCGGGCCUUCGUGCCCAUCGACCUUCAGUGCAUCGAGCGGCGGCCCCCGGAGGCCGUGGCUGAGGCCGAGCGCCGCCGGACCUUCCUGCCCCCGCGGGCGGCGCCCCCCGAGCCCGCGGCCCUGGUGGAGCGCAAGUGGGCAGAGGCGGUGGUGCGGCCACCCAGCCGCGCCUGCGGGGGCUGCGGGGGCUGCGGGGGCCGCGAGGGGCUGCGGGCCGUGGGCUCCAUGGCAGCUGCGCUGGUGGUCUUCCCUUGCCUGCUGUACGGGGCCUACGCCUUCCUGCCCUUUGAUGCCCCCCGCCUGCCCACCAUGAGCUCCCGCCUCAUCUACACGCUGCGCUGCGGGGUCUUCGCCACCUUCCCCAUCGUGCUGGGGAUGCUGGUGUACGGGCUGAGCCUGUUCUGCUUCUCCGCCCUGCGGCCCUUCGAGGAGCCACGUAGGGAGGUGGAGAUCCACCGGCAGUACGUGAGCCAGUCUGUCCAGCUCUUCAUCCUCUACUUCUUCAACCUGGCCGUGCUCUCCACCUACCUGCCCCAGGACACCCUCAAGCUGUUGCCGCUACUCACGGGUCUCUUCGCCAUCUCACGGCUCAUCUACUGGCUGACCUUCGCUGUGGGACGCUCGUUCCGGGGCUUUGGCUAUGGCCUGACCUUCCUGCCCUUGCUGUCCAUGCUGCUAUGGAACCUCUACUACAUGUUCAUGGUGGAGCCUGAGCGUAUGCUCACCGCCGAGAGCCGCCUGGACUACCCUGACCAUGCUCGCUCAGCUGCAGAUUACAGGCCCCGGCCCUGGGGCUGAGCCCUCUGGCCCUUCUUUCUGCACUCCAUGCAGGGUGGACCCCACAAUGGCUCUCACAAGGCAGAAAUGGACUGUUCUUUCUUUAAGGAAGGAGCUGAACAGCCAUGUCCAUUAUGGAUCUGAAGGCCUAGGCUGGUACUGGGGAAGCACGGUUCCUUACUCCUGGUCUGUGGAUCCAGUACCACAGGGAUCUGCUCCCCUUAUCAGCCAGCAGUGCCCACCUUCUCACUGUUUCCCAGCCAGCUGUCUAAGCAGAGGCCCCAAGAAGGACUGGAAGCACAAUGCCUAAAAUAAAAGCUGGGCUCAGAUCCAAUGGG